AUGAAAGCAAUCGACGAGCCUAUUAUAUCUGGCUAUUAUCGCUACACUGAUAUUCUCUUCGAGUAUCAUAAAACAUUCGAAGAUCCGGCAGAAAUAUCUGCGUUUAAGGCGUUCGUAUCGUAUAACGCCCUAGGCGAUCCAAAUCAUCCGCUAUGUAUCGACAAGGACAAAGGAAUAGAACUAUAUAUCGGAACGCUGCCAUCGGGUCAGUUAAGAUUGAUGUUUUCGUCGGCGCAGAUGGAAUAUGCGCGUUACUGGCUACAUGCUAUGGGCUUCACAAAGAAACUUUUCCCUCUUCCAGGCUCUGACUGGCUCUUAACAAAGAAUGUCCUGCGUAACAUAUCGACGGCUCACUACAAGUCUGGAGACGAAGUAAAGUAUGCAACUCGUAUGAUAGAUAAGAACAACAAGAAACUGAAAGGGACCGACUCCGCCUUAACCUCUUUUCGUCAAAAUUUCGAGAAAGUCCGUGACUUAUAUGCAUCCCGAAAAGGCACGUGGUUAGCAAUAGACAUCGAAGCCUGGGAGAUGGACCAUAGUGUUGUUACUGAAUGUGGCUGGAGUUAUCUUAGAUGGGAUGGAGAGACAGAGAUAACUGAUCGCGGGCACUAUGUCGUCAAGGAGAACGCGAUUUAUACGAAUGGAAAAUAUGUUCCAAAUGCCAGAGAAAAUUAUAAUUUUGGAGACAGCAAAACAUUGCGCAAGGCUGAAUUAAAAAAGGCGGUCUACGAUAUGAUGAUUAAUUUCCUGAAUUCGGGCCCUUUGUUUCUCGUGUUCCAUGAUGGCAGUCAGGAUGUAAAGUACCUAAAAGGCACGUAUUUUGACCUUCCUCCUGGGGACCUAGUGUUUUUCCUUCCGAGCGACACUCCAAAGAAAGGAACAUUUGUCGUAGACACUACAGAGCUCUUCGGUGCACUGGAAGGCGAGGUUGGAGAGAAGCGGUCACUUGAAAUGAUGCUGCGUCUGUUGAAAAUUGAUGCAGAACAUCUGCAUAAUGCUGGUAACGAUGCCCACUAUACACUUCUUGCGUUGCGAUCAAUGGCCAUCGGGAAUCAGAUUGAUGUUCAGCGGGAAGACAGGUGGCCGAAUCAGACAGAAGGAACGGCCGAGACGGGAACAAGCUUCAAAGUCAAUCAUAAACCUUGGGACUUAGACUCGGAUUAUUCUGACUUGGAGGGUGCAUUUGGCCGGCCGGCAAAUGCGGAAGCCGUUGAAAAGCAUUUGGCUGGACUGUCUGAUGAUGAAAAUGAUGAUUACUGGUAGAACGCCGAAAGUGUAGAAUAAUAAUUGAUAAUUACAUGUAAAAUCUUG
Messenger RNA from Fomitiporia mediterranea MF3/22, 1311 nucleotides. RefSeq lists its product as uncharacterized. Gene Ontology annotation, molecular function: nucleic acid binding. Bases 1 to 1263 code for a protein of 420 amino acids. The record is from RefSeq and is a predicted model, not a curated record. The transcript has 6 exons. NCBI's taxonomy places the organism in Eukaryota, Fungi, Basidiomycota, Agaricomycetes, Hymenochaetales, Hymenochaetaceae. Gene Ontology annotation, cellular component: nucleus.